Molecule: messenger RNA, 3530 nt
Organism: Nasonia vitripennis (jewel wasp)
Lineage: Eukaryota; Metazoa; Arthropoda; Insecta; Hymenoptera; Pteromalidae
Product: dehydrogenase/reductase SDR family protein 7-like
Exons: 6
Coding region: 2482-3438 (318 amino acids)
Cellular component (GO): membrane
Molecular function (GO): oxidoreductase activity
Source: RefSeq, a predicted model, not a curated record
GCAUGUAUACGCUACCAACUGCAUGGUCACUCUUUGAUUCUCCAUACUUUUCCCGGCAGAGAAUGCAACUCAGCGCGUUCGUAAGACUCUUCGGGUGUGUGUGUGCGUGUUUGUGUGUGUGUGUGUACCGUAAUAUUUCUGGAAGUACUCCGUCAAUAAAAAUAAAAUUUGACAUGCAUAUCUAUUUUUGUAUUUAAAAUUCGGGAAAAACAGUUAUUUUUUAUUUUCUCAAAUAUAUUUUUUACAGACAUUUUUUGAUUUUUGAAAAACACUAUUUUGCGUUUUUUUCAAUCAUCUCAUUGUUACAAACAAUUCAGCUAUAAUGCAUUUAAAUGAGAAUUAAAUUACCUACUUUUCCUUGUUUGGUUCUCGGGAUCGACCGCUUUGUUCGGCAGAUAAAAUGAAAAAGGUGUUUUUUUUUAAUUCAUAUCUCUGAAACUAAGCAUCAUAACCUCGCAAAAAAAUUAUGUCGAUGAGUCACGUGUCAAACUAUAUCCUAUUAAAAUUUCAAGUGAUUUGACUACUUAUUUUUUCAAUAAAAAAUCGAAAAAUUAAAAAAACUCAGUUUUUUGUGCCUUGAUUACGGACGUAAAAAGGCUUUAUUGCACUUGAGAUUUUGGAAUAAAGUAGAUAUUUUAUAUGUUUUGACUAAGUAUAUUGCACAGCUUUCAAACCCCUAUGUUUCGUAAGAUAUCAAGGUUUCAAAUUUUUUUUUGAAAAUUGUUGGUUUCUUAUAUCUCUAAAACAAUGUAGUCAAAUGCUUCAAAAUUUAAUUUGGUGAUUCACCAUAAAAAAGCUAUCUGCUGCUAAAAUUUUAAACGAUUUCGUCGAGCGGUUUUCAACUAAAGAGCUAAAAUGUAAAAAUCGUUUUCUCGAAAAUUGCGCGAGCGACCUAUCUAAUGAAUAGCCUGUUGUUUUGAUGGUUAGGUUGGUUAGUACAUGUACUAACAGAAGGGUCUGCAAACUUUUGGACCAUGAACCAUCCAAAACUUUUAUUAAAUUAUGUAUCAAAAGCCGCCUCAUACAUUAGCAAGCAGAUAUAUAGUUAUAUUAAAAUAAUAUUUUAUUUAUUGGACCUAUAAAUUUAGUUGGAGGAAGCUACAUGCCAAUUAAUUGACAGCGUUUUUUUUUUGUUUAAAUAAAAUUAUUAAAAAAUAAAUAUUUUGGAGCUCACAACCAGACUUUUGGUAUUAUCAUCCAGAUGUUAACACCUACUUAGACUGUUAUUAUGUGAAUUUAAUGAAUUUGAAUAAUUUAAAACAACUUAGAAUAAAAAUAUUCAACGUUACAAAUUGUUUGAUGAUUGUCACCUGAUAAUCAGCUGACGUUUUGGCAUGAUUAUCAGUAGAUUAUGAUUGUUAUUUGCCUUUUUUCAGUAGGGAUAUAAUCACAAUAUUUUUUAAUACGAUGGUCGAAUGAUUUCUUGCUAUUAGAAAGAAUUCAGGGCGCGUACUCUCUCCCCUUUUAUAAACGGCCUCCACUAUUUUCCCCUUUUUCUUAAAAUCCUCCCCUAUCAUUCCUAUAAUUGAUCAUCCUCCUUAUUAAUGAUCACAUCGAAAUCAAACGCCCACGAAUUUACUUACAGCUAUGUUUUAAUAACGCAUAUAUGAAUCUGUACGUUAUGCGAGUAUUAGUACAUUACGAUACUAGUGGCAUAAGUCGUACUUUAUGACAUGAAGAACGAUUUAUGACACGUGUAUCGCACAUUAUUUUAUAGCAUCUGCCUGACAUAAGUCCGCUGUCACGCCUAUCCGUGGCAUUAGCAGUCCUUUUUUUCAUCGUACGGUUAGGAAUGCACGGUGCAAUAAAUGAAUACUUAUUCCACGGCGUGACAUAAAUGCAGAGAAGAGACGGGACUUUAUAUCGUCGCUCCUUACGAAUUCCUUCUGUUCAAAUUAUCCCGUCAUAAGUAGCACAACUCAUUUGACGCACGCUAGACUGGCACAACUCAAAAUUUUCCGCGAAGACUAGCACAACUCAAACUUUAAACAACCAAAUUCUAUAAAAAUUUCCAGAUUUCUGCGAAACUGUCCCUAAUGAACAUUUUUAAAUAUUCACAAUUUACUUUUACCGAAUUUAAAAUUGUUUUCACAAAUACAAUAAUUUUUUUAAUUAUUUACUUUUUUUAGAAACCUAAAAUUUCCGAAACCUUUUAAAACUUUGAGGUUUGUCUGUCUUUUUCCAAGGUUUUCAUGAAUUUAACCAACAAAAUAAUCCAAUAAAAACGUGAAAUACUCACAUUUUAACAAAAAAUAUAAGGAAAACAAAAGUGAGAGAGUCAACCCUUGUAAAUAAAAAACUCCAACACAUAGAUAUUUAACUGACGACGUUUCGUUGGUUUGGUUCCCAACAUCUUCAGAUCAAUUUUUGUAAAUGUUACAUUUUUAUGCAGAGGAACUUUCGAGAAACGUUUGUAGCAGUUAAUUAUAGAACGAAAUAUUAACAUCCAUAUUUUAACGCUAAUCAUACUUCAUAGAUAAAAUGAAGCAAAACGAAAAUUUUAUUGGAUGGCAGAUUAUCUGGUGGUUAUUUACCAUUCUUGGUAUUCCAAUUACCCUGCCGUGGUUAAUAUAUAAUUUACAUGAUAUCAUCAUGUACAAACGUAGAAAAGCUAUUCUUCGUGGCAAGAUUGUUAUGAUAACUGGUGCAAGUUCUGGAUUGGGAGAAGCAUUAGCCCAUGUGUUUUAUAGCUGUGGUUGUAGGUUAAUUUUAAUAUCUAGAAGAAAACAGGAAUUGCAAAGAGUAAAAGAUGCAUUGUUAAACACUCAUCAUACUGUUCCAACCCAAGUGCCUGUUAUUCUUCCUUUAGAUUUAACAGAAAUCAACUCUUUGCCUGUGGAAGUUGCUAAAGUUUUAAAAAUGUAUGGUCGUAUAGAUAUAUUAAUAAACAAUGCUGGCAUAUCGUAUAGAGGAGAAGUUAUUGACACCAAAGUUGAUGUUGAUAUUAAAGUAAUGUUAAUUAACUACUUUAGCCAAGUUGCUUUAACUAAAGCUGUUUUACCAUGGAUGGUUAAACAAAAUUUUGGUUAUAUUGUGUAUACCAGUAGUAUCCAAGGCAAGGUAGCUAUUCCGUUUCGAUCAGCAUAUGCAGCUUCAAAACAUGCUUUACAAGCUUGGUGUGAUUCAGCAAGAGCUGAACUUUCUACGAAAAAUAUUAAAAUGACUAUUGUGAACCCUGGUUACAUUCAUACAGCUUUAUCGCUGAAUGCAUUAACAAGUAAUGGACAACAAUAUGGAAUAAUGGAUAAAACAACAAAAAAUGGUUACUCGCCUAAGUACAUAGCAAUUAAAGUAUUAAAAGCCAUGCUAAGAGAAGAUAAAGAAAUCACAAUAGCUACUUUUACACAAAAAAUUGCUAUUUUAUUACGAGUUUUGCUUCCUUCAGUUUAUUUUUGGAUCAUGCAACUAAGAGUAAAAAACUUUUUAAAAAAUAAAUAAUUUUAAUGCUUAUAUAUUACGAAUUAUGUAAAUAAAAAAUUCAAACAAUUUAUAGGGCAUAUACAAUUAAAAGAAGUUUAUGCAUGAUCAUA